AGGCCUGCUCUUUUUUCAGACGGUCCCGGUAGCAGGAGUUAUCAACAAGUUCUGCGUGUCCACAAACAGCGACGAGAAUUUUAUCCUCCAUUGUUCUGCUCAACAACUCAAGACAUUGUGUCAUGUGUGUCAGAUCGCGUAGCCCAGCAGUCAGGUCCGAUCAUCUUUACCACAAGCAGGACGAACGGAUUGGGUGUGAUGGAAAUCAAAGUGUCUGUGGAUAGUCUGCCACGUUUGGUUUGUGGAGUUACAGAUGAGACAACAUGCCAAGAGGUGGUCACCGUGUUGGCUCAAGCCCUGGGCCAGCCUGGGCGCUACAUGUUACGCGAGACCUUCAAAGACUUUGAAAGGUGCAUGGCACCGGAUGAGCGCCCCCUGGAGAUGCUCAGAAAGUAUGGGGAACACGCCAAGGAGGUCCAGCUCACAUUGCUCCACAGCGGGCCUUUAGUUUGCGACGAAAUGAGCCGGGCCAAAGUGGGUCGACACCAGCCUUGUCCGCCACUGCGAAGGAAAGAAGCCAGCACUAGAGUGUGGCGUCGUAGCGGGUCGCUGAAUUUGCAUCGCCAGAGCUUUCCGCUGUCCUGCUUGAGGCGGGACACGGAUCAGAACCACGAGCACUUGAAAAGACCCAAAAGAAAGUCCCUGACCUUCAUGGAAGAGGCCUGGGAAUGGCUGGAGAACCUGGGAAAAACGCAGGUAUAUAGUACCGCAUGUGAUAAAGAUAGCACCAAGAAGACUGGAAAAAAUAAACAUUUUCUGAGUGUCACACUUUCUUCUGUGAGAAAGAGUCCACGUGAUCAGAGCCAAGUUCGAGGUCACAGAAACUCAAAGUUGGACUUGGAUCAAACAUCUUGCUGCAUGGGAACUCAGCAGAAGGUUAAAGAAAAAAACUCCAAGAAAACACAGGGAGAAAAACUCAACAGGAUCUCCGAUUCAAACAGUGAAGCAGAGAAGAAUCUUUUAAGAGAAACUAUCAUAUGCCAGCUAAGUUACCUUCAAAAGCUCCAGGUCCAGAUAGAGGGUGUAGACAAGGAGAUGUUAGAGCUGGAGGAAAGCGAGCGGACCAGAGAAGAGCGGAAGCUGAUUGAAGACGAGAUGGAGCAGAUGUGGUUCUGGGAGAAUGAAUUAGAGGCAGAAGAAGUGUUUGAGAGAGAUUUGGAGGAUCAGUUCCAUGAAAUGAAAGCUAAGAUUGUGGACUGCAAGGCCAAACUGGAGGAAUACAAGACCAACAUGCAACAACUGGACUUGCGUGGCACUCAAAAUGUUGACGCCAAAGAGCGCCGACACGCUGCUGACGACAAUCCGACAAGGGGCUCAAAUUGGCAGCUAUUUGAGACAGAACUGGAUGUAAAUAGUGACAGGAAGUGGCCGCCCAGAAGAAAUUUCAACACCACUUCUGCUUUAUUUCCUCUGAGUCAGAUAAAGGAGCGCCGGCCCACUGGGCCAACUGAGCUCAGGGAGUGGUGGGCACGCUGGUCUGCAGUCCAAAACUCCAAAUCAAGCAUAAAGAAGACUGAGAUCCACCGCUCUGAACUCACAAUUUAUUUGGGUGGUACCAAAGAUUAA
This is a messenger RNA of Phyllopteryx taeniolatus (common seadragon), 1566 nucleotides long. It is a transcript of the gene rassf11, whose product is annotated as Ras association domain family member 11. NCBI's taxonomy places the organism in Eukaryota, Metazoa, Chordata, Actinopteri, Syngnathiformes, Syngnathidae. The record is from RefSeq and is a predicted model, not a curated record. Bases 199 to 1566 code for a protein of 455 amino acids. The transcript is spliced from 4 exons.